AUGGCGUUUCGCGAGCGCGUCAAGCGGGUCCUGGGCCGCAACUCGUCCGCCAAGUCGACCUCGACCUCGUCCACUCUCUCCAAGAACAACUCGAAGAGCGACAGCUCCGUCUGGUAUCAGCCAGGGGAGCCGCUGCCCACGCCCAAGUACCGCCGCCCUGUCGCAAAAGAGCACAAGGAGAAGCUCGAGGCCUUCAACUUCGAGAAGGCCUGGCGUCGGCGGAGCGAUCAGAGCCUCUACUCGCCCAUGGGCAGCCGCUACCCCAGCCGGAGGAACAGUUUGACGAGCCGCAAGAGCAUGAACGCCCCGCGCAGGCAGGUCAUCGAGGACAUCAACGACGCUGGAGAUGUCGCCAAUGUCGGCGUUACCCCGCAGCAGCGCACCACACGUGAGAACACACGACUCAAGUCGGUGGCCAUGCGCUCCGAGCAGGGCUCCGAUCCUUCGUCGACCAGCUCGCGGCCGCACACGGGCACCACCAGCAACGGCAGCACCUUCACCCAACACGAGCUCAACCUUGCCCUGAAACGGUCGAACAUCGAGAUCCCGCCUUCUGCAUCGUAA
This is a messenger RNA of Lasiodiplodia theobromae, 564 nucleotides long. RefSeq names its product Srsf protein kinase 1. Lineage: Eukaryota; Fungi; Ascomycota; Dothideomycetes; Botryosphaeriales; Botryosphaeriaceae. The record is from RefSeq and is a predicted model, not a curated record. The coding region runs from base 1 to 564 and encodes 187 amino acids. The transcript is spliced from 2 exons.